Molecule: messenger RNA, 1949 nt
Organism: Phascolarctos cinereus (koala)
Lineage: Eukaryota; Metazoa; Chordata; Mammalia; Diprotodontia; Phascolarctidae
Product: cytochrome P450 2C19-like
Biological process (GO): xenobiotic metabolic process
Cellular component (GO): intracellular membrane-bounded organelle; cytoplasm
Molecular function (GO): heme binding; iron ion binding; oxidoreductase activity, acting on paired donors, with incorporation or reduction of molecular oxygen, reduced flavin or flavoprotein as one donor, and incorporation of one atom of oxygen
Source: RefSeq, a predicted model, not a curated record
GAAUCAGUGAAACUAAACAACAAAUUUAAUGGCUCCUGAUACUUUAAAAUACACUACGACAGAAGAAAGGUUUGGAUUGUAAGCGUUCCAUUGCAUUAGUGGUAAGGAAGUGUGUCAAUGGAUCCAUCUGUGGCCGUUGCUCUUGCCUUACUGCUCUGUAUCUCAUGCCUGCUUCUCAUUUCCUCAUGGAAAAAGAACUUUGGAAGAGGAAAACUUCCACCUGGUCCUGUUCCUCUUCCCAUUAUUGGCAAUAUACUGCAGGUGGACCUUAAGAAUAUCCCUGAAUCUCUUUGCACUCUAGCAAAAGAAUAUGGCUCAGUGUUCACUCUGCAAAUGGGUGUUGAGCGCGUUGUCGUGUUACACGGGUACAAGGCAGUGAAAGAAGCUCUGAUUGAUCAUGGCAGCAAGUUUGCUGACAGAGGACAUAUGCCGGUUUUUGAAAUUUCUAGGAAUGGAUUAGGUGUCAUCAUAAGCAAUGGAGAAAGAUGGAAGCAAAUCCGCCGCUUCUCUCUCAUGACUCUGAGGAAUUUUGGGAUGGGGAAGAGGAGCAUUGAAGAGCGAGUCCAAGAAGAGGCGAAGCACCUUGUGGAGGAGUUAAAGAAAACAAAAGGAUUACUGUGUGACCCCAUGUUCAUCCUUGGUUGUGCUCCUUGCAAUGUAAUCUGUUCUGUCAUCUUCCAGAAACAUUUUGAAUAUAAAGACCCAAAAUUUCUGUAUUUAAUUAAGCUUAUAGAUGAAAACAUGAAGAUUUUGAGUUCCCCAUGGAUUCAGAUCUACAAUUCUUUUUCAUCUCUAGCACAUUAUCUCCCUGGAUCUCAUCACAAAGCAAUUAAAAAUUUUGAUUUACUACAUGAAUUUAUUUUGGAAGAAGUGAAGGAGCACCAAAGGACACUGGACCCCAGCAAUCCUCGGGACUUCAUUGACUGUUUCCUGAUGAAAAUGGAGCAGGAAAAGCAACAACCAUGUUCUGAAUUCACCAUUGAAAACCUGGUCUGUACUGCAUCUGACCUAUUUGCAGCAGGAACAGAGACAACAAGCACCACACUGAGAUAUGGACUCCUGAUUCUCCUGAAAUACCCUGAGAUAGCAGGAAAAAUUCAUGAAGAAAUUGAUCGUGUGAUUGGCCGAAAUCGAAGUCCCUGCAUAGAGGACAGAAACAAGAUGCCUUACACCAAUGCUGUGAUACAUGAAAUACAGCGAUACGUUGACCUUAUUCCAACCAGCCUGCCCCAUUCAGUGACAGAAGAUAUUCAGUUUAGACAAUAUCUUAUCCCCAAGGGUACUACCAUAAUACCAAUAUUGUCUUCUGUUCAUUAUGAUGAUGAAGGGUUCGCCAAUCCGGACAACUUUGACCCAGGUCACUUCCUGGAUGAAAGCGGCAAAUUUAAGAAAAGUGACUAUUUCAUGCCUUUUUCAGCAGGAAAAAGGAUAUGUGUUGGGGAGAGCAUGGCGCGGAUGGAAUUAUUUCUGUUUUUUACUACAAUCUUACAGAAUUUUACCUUGAAAUCUCCCAUUGACCCCAAAGAUAUUGACAUCUCCCCUGUUGCCAGUGGAUUUGGCAAACUACCCCCUUCCUAUGAGCUCUGCUUUCUACCUUUCUAAAAAACAUGAAGGACCAUCACUAUUUCCAGGUGCUCUAGAGUCUCCUCAUGUGUUACGGACAAGCUGUAUUCAUUCCAUUACCUGGCAGGGAAAGCCCUGUAUGAUUUCAGCCCAAUAUUCCCUUCUAGCAUAAUCUAAUACUCCUUUUGACUUUUGCCAAAAUCAUGACUUAAGCUUCCCCAACAUUCCCCAGAAAAUUUCUCUGUUUCUGUAAUAUUUCUUCUCUUUUCUUCAACUGCACUGAUUAAAAUCCUACCCACUCUUCACAUCACAAUUUAGAUGCCAUAUCCUUGUGGCCUCUUUAAUACAAUCUGUAAUUCACAAUUUAAGACUGAAUUAUAUACGCA